Molecule: messenger RNA, 471 nt
Organism: Thrips palmi
Lineage: Eukaryota; Metazoa; Arthropoda; Insecta; Thysanoptera; Thripidae
Exons: 3
Source: RefSeq, a predicted model, not a curated record
CAGCAGGAGGAGGGCGCGGAGGGCGACUACCCCGAGGAGGAGGCCGCUGAGGGCGCCGAGGGCGCCGACGGCCCGUCGUCCACCACCACCGAGGCCUCCAAGGGCAAGCGCGUCGGCAACGGCGUGCUGCGGCCCUUCCGCUCCAACCAGGACCUGAUCGCGGCCCUCAAGAGGAGGCGGCAGCAGGCUGCGGCCGGCGGCCCCGUCAUCGCCCUGCACACCACGUCCACCACCACGCCCAGGGCCGAGCCCGCCAACAACGCCAAGAAGCCCACCAACAACGUGCGCGCCGCGUCCAACUCCAACCCCUACUCGGUGAGCAACAACAACAGCAAGCGGAAGUUCAGCGAGUCCGGCGCUGCCAGCACGCCGAACACCACGCCGCGCCCGCCCACGCCCUCGGCGCGCAAGUUCAACGGCUCGCCGUCGUCGCCCGUCCUCAGACACUUCAUUUUUUUAUCAUGUGCCUGA